Setaria italica (foxtail millet) is the source of this 851-nucleotide messenger RNA. RefSeq lists its product as uncharacterized. Bases 175 to 594 code for a protein of 139 amino acids. The record is from RefSeq and is a predicted model, not a curated record. The transcript is spliced from 3 exons. Lineage: Eukaryota; Viridiplantae; Streptophyta; Magnoliopsida; Poales; Poaceae.
CCCACUCUACUUCUCCGCCUACCUCCGGCCUGACGCCAGUCUCCGCAGCGCAGCCACCGUCUCCUCGCCUCCGCUGCCCACCCGCGCCGCGGCGCCCGUCUCCUCGCCUCCCGACCCACAGCCGCCACCCUUCGCUACUCCUCGAUCGACGCGCCGCCUUGUCAACCGCUAGCGAUGGCGACCGAGACGCCGCCUCCGGAGGAGAAGAAGAAGAAGGCGCCGCUCCCCAAGGUGGUCACGCUCAACAAGGCCCUCAAGCUGGCUCAGACAUGGGUGGACAAAAUGAGUGCAUCGGAGCCAGAUGAACCCAAUGAUAAGGAUUUUGAGGGCCGGCCAUCAAGGCUUGGUCUUGGUGCUAAAGUGGCCCCCGGUGUGAAGCGUGCGCCUCCCACUGAUCCAAUUGAGAGGAGAUUGCUCGGGAAGGUGAAUGCACAGAAGAGAAAGGCCUUGGAGGAGGAUAAUAGAACUGCUAAGGAGGCGAAUGAGGCUAGUGAUGAUGAUUGUGAUGAGCCUGAAAGCAGAACCAAUGCCUUUAACAAAAAGAGGACAUUGCCUUCAGUUACUUCUACACCUUUAGUAAAGAAGGCAAAGUGACAAGUUGUAUGCAUAGCCCAUCUGAGUGAUCUGCUUGUCCUUGUUGGAGUUUCAUACUAACUCCCAGACUGAUGCUAUUUCAUGGGCACUACCCCCUCGUAACCUAGUGUGUGAUUUCUUAAUGUAAAGGGAUAGCUAUGCUUGAUAUUGAUAAUGCUUAUUGCCAAUUCAGAAGUUUAUGUACUGCCUGUUCAUAGUUAAAGACACUGUGAUACUCAUUCGAUUAUUAUCCUAUCGAUUCAAACGCCAUCCCCUUU